This is a messenger RNA of Zasmidium cellare ATCC 36951, 1359 nucleotides long. RefSeq lists its product as uncharacterized. Lineage: Eukaryota; Fungi; Ascomycota; Dothideomycetes; Mycosphaerellales; Mycosphaerellaceae. The transcript is spliced from 2 exons. Gene Ontology annotation, molecular function: sucrose:proton symporter activity. The coding region runs from base 1 to 1359 and encodes 452 amino acids. Gene Ontology annotation, cellular component: membrane. The record is from RefSeq and is a predicted model, not a curated record.
AUGAAACUCAGUCUUCAGGUCGCAUGGUCGGUCGAGCAGUCCGAGAUCUCUCCAUUCUUACUGGAGCUCGGCAUAUCAAGAGGUGUCAUGGCGAUCAUAUGGAUAGCUGGUCCACUGUCAGGUGUACUGGUGCAGCCAUAUGUCGGAAUGAAAUCGGACAGAUGUCGAUCAAGAUUCGGAAAACGACGCCCGUUCAUGGUCGCUGGAGCAGUCGCUACCAUCGUCUCGCUCAUGGUGCUGGUAUGGUCGUUUGAGAUCACUCGUGGCGUACUAUGGGUCUUUGGCGUCCCGAAAGAGAGCAACACGACCAGGGUGACCGCCAUCGUGGUCGCCGUCUUGAUGUUAUACGUCCUGGACUUCAGUAUCAACGUCCUCCAAGCAUCAGCUCGAACCUUCGUCGUCGACAGUGCACCGGCGUUUCAACAGGAUAUCGCGAAUGCAUGGGCCAGUCGAGUCUCUGGUAUCGGAGAUAUCAUAGGGUUUACCUUCGGAUACCUGAAUCUUGGUCAAUAUUUACGCGCUCUCGGUGACAGUCAGUUCAAAGACCUGGCGUUUCUCGCGUCUAUGGCGCUCAUCAUAUCGACGGCAAUCACCGUCACGAUCAAAGAACGAGGGGGAGAUUCCGGGGAUGAUCGACAGAAACAGACGCUUGCCGGGUCAUUCAAGGAACUCUGGCACGUCACCCGUCGACUGCCACCCCAGAUCAAGAAGAUCUGUUUUGUGCAGCUCGCGGCUUGGAUUGGUUGGUUUCCGAUACUCUUCUACACCUCGACAUGGAUCCGAGAUCUCUAUAUUGCGCCUGUUCUCCGGAAACACCCUGACGUACCAGCAGACGAUCCAUCUCUCUCGGAGCAUGGUACAAGAUUGGGGUCGCUGGGAUUACUCGUCAAAGCGGUAGUUACCCUCACCUGCAGCGUGGCCUUCCCCUGGAUCGUGCGGAAAGUUCACCUGCUCACCCUCAAGCGCAUCUGGACCGCAUCACAUGUCAUCUUCGCGGUGUUAGCGGGCCUCACCUUUCUCGUGGACCGGGUGAGAUCAGCUAUCCUCCUUACCGCGUGCAUGGGCGUGCCCUGGGCAAUCACCUUAUGGGUGCCAUUCUCACUUAUCGCGGCCGAGAUGAAGAAAGACACGCGAAGCGAGAGUGACGCGGGCGCGAUCUUAGGCAUCCACAAUGUGGCUAUCGCGGUACCUCAGGUCAUCGCGAUACUGGCGAGCAGUGCUAUCUUUCAGUCCCUACACACUGAGGCUGGCCAGGCGGAUCCGGACAGUAUUGCGUGGGUAUUCAGAUUUGGAGGGGUGAUGGCUCUGGUGGCUGCUGGGUUGACGUGCAGACUGGAGGACAAGGUGGAGGAGGGUUGA